This is a messenger RNA of Delphinapterus leucas (beluga whale), 986 nucleotides long. RefSeq names its product transmembrane protein 176A (gene TMEM176A). The record is from RefSeq and is a predicted model, not a curated record. Gene Ontology annotation, cellular component: membrane. Lineage: Eukaryota; Metazoa; Chordata; Mammalia; Artiodactyla; Monodontidae.
UAUCACCCUUGACCGUGACUGCCGGUCCCUGAGGAGAGCAGGCGGGUGUCCACCGGCUUGAAGAUGGCAGAUGGCGGGGACGUGGCCUCUGGGGCUACCCAGCCCACCUGCAUCAAGGUGCACAUCCACCAGGAGUCGGCUCUGGCCAAGUUGCCGCUGAGUAGGUGUCCCCUGCUGCAGCCCCACGUGCCCUCGCCGCACGCCGCCUCCCGGGCCCUGGGCCACCGCCAGCUGCUGGUGGCCUCCUGGGUGGUGCAGACCGUGCUGGGAGUGUUGAGUGGGGUCCUGGGGGGAUUCCUCUUCAUCUUCUACUACACCAUGCUGCUUGGAUCGGGAACUCCCAUCUGGACAGGGGCUGUGGCUGUGCUGGCUGCAGCUGUCGCCUUCAUUUAUGAGAAACGAGGCGGUACCUACUGGGCCCUGCUGAGGACCCUGCUCACCCUGGCAGCUUUCUCCACGGCCACAGCCGCCAUCAUCAUUGGGGCUAGAAGUUUCCAUGAGUACCACCAUUUUCUCUUUAAUGGUAUCUGUGAUGUCUCCCCUUCCUGGAGGCCCACCGGGGCCCCCAGCUCUCCGAGUGCAGACGAGGGAAGGCUGCAGCUGUGCACCUCCUAUGUGAACAUGCUGAAGGCCCUGUUCAUAAGCAUCAAUGCCAUGCUGUUGGGGGUCUGGGCUCUGCUGCUUCUAGCAUCUCUGGUCCCCCUGUGUCUGUGCUGCUGGAGAAAAUAACAAUCUAAGGAGAAAAGAGACCCUCCCUUGGAAGAAACUGCUGGGAGUGAGUGAAAUUAGCCCUGCUUCUCCAGAGGACUCGUGUCUGGAGCUCCAACUGGACUGGGUGUCCCAGCAUCUGCCUCGUGGAAGAAGAACCAGGCCGGGAAGAGAGGCUCUCCUCUGGCCCCAGUUAUCCUUCCCCCAUGGCCACAGCUACUGCCCUGCACCACCAACCAUCAGAGCUUCUCUGGUCCAUUUCCUGCUCACCUUCACCA